AUGGAUUUAGACGAACCGGAACCAGCCUUUGGAUCUGGUUUACCUCCCGCUUUAGUAUCUUUAACCCCAUUUUCCUACUCAGUUUCCCCCUCUCCACGCCGGCUUUCCAGCUGUUUUAUGCAGCCGAAUGUGCCCGUUAAAGCCAGAAAGCAGCUUGCUUGGGUGUCCCUCCAGGGUCGGCUUGUUGGAGCCGAGGAAGCCACCUCGGCUAAGACCGUUGAUAAAAAUGGUGUAUUGGGUCCUAAAGAAGCUGUGGCUUGGGAGCUGUUUAGCCCCAUUCAAAGGGUUCUGCUUGUGGCUGUUGUUGCGGUUGCAGCCGCGAAUUCGAAGAAAAAUAAACAGAUUUCAAAGCUGAAAAAAUCUGUUGAACUCAGGGACCAGGUGCUCUUAAGCAUGCAACAGAAACUGGACACUCUGUGUGAGCAAGUGAAUCAUUUCAAGGAUCAGCCUGAAGUUGCGUUACCAAGCAGCACCAUAGUCGACAAGACAGUGGACUAUGGUUGUAAGCUGUGUGAACAACGCAAGCAUCAAUUUUUGGUUGAUUCAGUAGAAAAAGGAUUGAAUGAGGAUGAGGUGUUCAAGUAUAAAAUCCCACUUGUGAAAGAGGCUGAACCAGAAGAGCGUCGCAUGUCUGAUUGGUCGGAUUGGGCUCCUAGUGUCACUUCUUCUGUUGAUAUCCAGGUAUUACAGAUUUAG
This is a messenger RNA of Fraxinus pennsylvanica, 696 nucleotides long. Lineage: Eukaryota; Viridiplantae; Streptophyta; Magnoliopsida; Lamiales; Oleaceae. The record is from the annotation of a GenBank genome assembly.